Paramecium octaurelia is the source of this 2644-nucleotide messenger RNA. The record is from the annotation of a GenBank genome assembly. NCBI's taxonomy places the organism in Eukaryota, Ciliophora, Oligohymenophorea, Peniculida, Parameciidae.
CAUCAAUGGGCAAUAUUUGUCGAUAAAAUCCAAUAAUUGAUAAAGAAAACAAUGAAGUCAAUACAUCCCAACUUCCAGCUGUUCAAUAGGCAGUGCCCCCAAAACCAGAAGAAGUGAAGACUGAUGUCCCUCAGAUGCAAGUUUAACAAGAGAAAUAAGCAGAAUAGAACAUACAAAAUGAUUAACCGAAGCAAGAAAAUGAAGUAUGAGCACAAAAUAACCUUAUGUUAGCCCAAAAGAAAAGAGUAAAAAAAGAUGGCUAAAAUUGCUGCUGUUAUUGAUUAGGAGGUCAUAUACGAAAAUGUAUAAAAGUAAGAAAAAAUCAAAAGUCCCUUCGAUUAUCAAUUAUUAUUGAAUGCUUUUAGUAACAGUUUUAUUUUUGGUUAAUUGCAACCUGAGGACAAGUAUGAUCAAAUUUUAUGUCAAGAGUUAAAGUCAUUGAAACUAUGUUUUACUGCACAGUCCAUGAUGGCUAAAUGGUUUUUAAGUAAGGUGACAAAGCCAGUUCUUAUUUUUUGAUUGAGAGAGGCCAAUGUCAAAUCAUCAUUAAUAAUGAAAUUAAGAAAACACUCAAAUCAGGGGAAGCCUUUGGAGAAUUGGCUUUACUUUACAAUGCUCCCAGAUCAGCAUCUGUCAAGGCUGUAGGAGGUAAAUCGUGAUCAUUAUGAAUCAUAGACUGUGCAUUUUGGGCUAUUGAUAGAAAUACCGUAAGAAAGGCUAUUGAAUCAAUAUCGUAACGAGAUUACGAGCAGAAUAAAGAAUUUAUAAAUAAAGUAUAGUUUUUCGGUAACCCAUUAUUUCAUCUAUAGAAUCUUUAACCGAUGACUAAAAAGCAGCCAUACCUGCUGCUUUGAUUAAUCUCAACUUUAAAGCAGGUGAAAUUAUUGUCAACGAGGGCGAUUAAGCAGACUCAUUCUUCAUUAUCAAAAAAGGAGAAAUCUAGAUAUCCAGAGGAGGCAAGGAAUUAAGAAUAAUGAAGGCAGGAGACUCCUUAGGAGAACAAGCACUUCAAUCCAAUUCUGUAAGAGGAGCUACUGCUAAAGCCAUUAAAGAAGACGUGGUAGUUUUAGCAUUAGCAAGAGACGAUUUGACAAGAAUUCUAGGAGAUAAGAUUUAAUUCAUCAUGUAUAGCAAUCUAGAGAGAUGGGCAUUUGAAAGACAUCCAAUACUUAAUAAAUUAACCAAAUUGUAAGUUGAAAGAAUUGUUAGCAAUAUGAAACAAGUUUAAAAGAAGGCAGAGGAAUCUAUCAUUGAAAAAGGGUAGUCUUGCAGAGAAAUUAUUAUUGUAUUGUAAGGGUCUAUAAAAUAUGGCAAAGAAGUUUUUGAAAAGGGAUAGAUGUUUGGUGAUAAAUUCUUGGAUUAAGGAGAGAAUGUUAAAUUGGGAGAGCCUGUUGUUAUGAAGGAUGAUGGAAUGAUUGCUGUUAUUACUUUUAAGCAAUUCUUUGAAAUUAUUGGAGGUUCUUUAGAGUAGAUCUUUGCUAAGAAUGAAAAAGCUCAUGAUAGAUUUAUUAAGAAAGAAGAUGGGCAAAAAUAAGAUGUUUAUAAGCAUUUUGAAUUAGAUUAAUUGAUAUCAGUUAAGAAAUUGGGUUAAGGAUAAUUUGGUAAUGUUUAUUUGGUUUACAAUAAAUUGGAUAAAAAGACAUAUGCUCUCAAGUGCAUUUCAAAAGCUUAAAUCAUUGAAUAGAAUCUGGAAAAACAUCUAGCUUAAGAAAAGAUUGCUUUGGAAACUGUCAAUUUCCCAUUGAUUAUGCAUUUUGCAAGGAGUUUUAAAGACAACACUUAUAUUUAUUUCUUAGAAGAAUACAUUAGAGGAAUGGAAUUAUUUGAUGUAAUUAGAGAUAUUGGAUUGCUUAACACUUAUGACUCUCAAUUCUAUGUUGGAUCAUUGAUAUUAUGCAUGGAAUAUUUGCAUCUCAAUAAUAUUAUUUACAGAGACAUUAAACCUGAGAAUAUUAUGAUAGAUGAAAAAGUACUCCCAUUUUAUUAUUAAUUAGGGAUUUAUGAAACUAAUUGAUUUGGGUACUGCAAAAAAUCUAAAAAGCAAAAACGGUAGAACUUAUACUAUUAUUGGCACUCCACAUUACAUGGCACCUGAGAUUUUAACAGGAAAAGGAUACACAUAUUCAGUAGAUCUGUGGUCUAUCGGCAUAUGUCUCUAUGAGUUUAUGUGUGGUAAUGUACCUUAUGCUGAAGAUGCAGAUGAUCCGUAAUUAAUUGAAAUUAAUAUUUAGCUAUGAAAUUUAUGAAGAAAUUCAAAAGAAAUCUCUGGCUUUCCCUUCAGUUCUAAAAGACAGAAAAGCUAAGAAAUUGAUAGAAUAAUUAUUAAGCAAGACUCCUGAGUUGAGACUUGGUUCAUCAUAUGCAAGUCUAAAAAAUAAUUCCUUUUUUGAAAGAUUUGAUUAUGUAAAUGUAGUAUUAACAAAAUUAGGAUAGUUUGAUUAAUAGAGAACUUAAACCUCCCUAUUUGCCACCUAAAAAUAAAUUACAUAGUGACAAAGAUAUAUAGAAAGCAAUAUAAGUUGGAAAAUUGAUCUCUGAAGAAAUAAAAGUAUAUUAUUAAUUAAAAUAGAAUGAUCCUGCUACUGCGUCAAAUGUAUAUAGGCCAGAAAAAGCACGUGAUCCAAAUUGGGAUAAGGAGUAUUGA